AUCGUCAUUGAACUUCCGCGCCACUGUGACGCAGCUUAUCAUAUGGUCUACUCCAAGGAGGCAGCAGAGGUUAGGUUCAUUGGAAUGGUCAGCCAUAAUAUAAACAAAAGUUAAUGAUGUUUCAUUGAAUCGCUAUAAGAGGCAAGGGGGGCACGGGGCGAGAAUGUUGUCGUUUUUACGAAAAAUCUCUGUCGGGUCGAAGAUAAGAGAUGGUCUUCCGACAGGGGACGAAAUGGAGGUUACUGAAGGCUAUCCGGACACGAGAAACCGAGCUCUGGUCUCGAAGUCCGACACCGAACUGAAGGAAUCUGUUUAUGAUCUGCUCAGAACUAUCAAAGAUCCUGAGAAGCCUCAAACGCUGGAGCAGUUGGAUGUUGUCUACGAAGACUGUGUAGAAGUCUGUAAGCAAACACCUAGAGGAGUAUCUGUCAUACGCAUCGAAUUCAAUCCAACAGUUCCCCAUUGUUCACUAGCAACGUUGAUUGGUCUUUGCAUCAGAAUCAAACUAGAACGUCAAUUAGUAGCUCUUUUUAAACUAGAUAUAUAUAUUAAACAAGGUGCUCACUCUACAGAAGAAGAGAUAAAUAAACAAAUAAACGACAAAGAACGAAUCGCAGCUGCUAUGGAAAAUCCAAAUUUAAGGGAACUAGUGGAAAAAUGUAUCCAAGAGGAAGAAUGAAGACCUAAAUAAUUUUAUGGUGCUUGGGUUUCAAUGAAUUCAACACUGUUAUAGUGUUUGGAUUAUUUUUAUAUGAUAAACGUCUAAAGGACACUGCAAAUAAUGCAGCAAACAAUGAAUUUUCCUUAAAGAUAGAUCUUUGUCAUUCACAAUCUAUCACAGAAAAUCAUAAGACUGCAUAAUUUACAAUUUUCAAACACUAUAUCAUCAAGCCUACAUUGUAGGACAUUUUCUCUCAUAAAACGAAGAAUAUUAAAAAUUGUUUAUACAAAGUCAAACACAUUGGUUUACAGACUCACCUUCUAGAAUACCGUUUCGACCCUCGAGUCGUCAACCGAGCUACAACAAUUAUUCUACAUGGGCACAACGAAUUCUGUUCAACCAAAACUAACUAACAAAUAUACGUAUUAUAAACUA
This is a messenger RNA of Nomia melanderi (Alkali bee), 1096 nucleotides long. RefSeq names its product cytosolic iron-sulfur assembly component galla-1 (gene galla-1). NCBI's taxonomy places the organism in Eukaryota, Metazoa, Arthropoda, Insecta, Hymenoptera, Halictidae. The record is from RefSeq and is a predicted model, not a curated record.